Sodiomyces alkalinus F11 is the source of this 951-nucleotide messenger RNA. RefSeq lists its product as hypothetical. NCBI's taxonomy places the organism in Eukaryota, Fungi, Ascomycota, Sordariomycetes, Glomerellales, Plectosphaerellaceae. The coding region runs from base 1 to 951 and encodes 316 amino acids. The record is from RefSeq and is a predicted model, not a curated record. The transcript has 11 exons.
AUGCCACAUUAUACCUGGUUCCUGUCGCAAUGGGCCAUAGCCAGGAGAUUGCGCAAUGACGCCCAGGGCCUGGACUAUACCACGUACCUCGUGCCCGGCAUUGGCGGGAGAGAUGUGGCUCAUAUGUGGCUCAUUCGUCUCCAUGUCCCCUCCCCGUCCAAUUCUGACGUCGUUCCUACAUCCCCUGGUCCCAUUUUCACCUUGUCUUUGCAUAGGGAUGUGGAACCUUUCUGGCCAAUUGCUUCGUCCUCUGCCAUGGUCAAAAUCAUUGAUCCUUUGGAUAACUGGGAAGAAGCAUUCGAUGCGAGUACGAAGCGGCCACUCCGCGCCCCCGACAUCCCGGAUCAAAAUCUCCGCCUGCGGCUGAGUUAUUCUGACUUCUUCGCCACGGGCCACGUAAUGCUCCCGCCCCCUGCCCCCUGGACUCAUCCCCAAACCACCAAUGUCAAUUGCAAUGUCGGAUACACUGCCUGGUCCUGUCGUUCCACGUUGGCGUUGACGAACGCCACUUUAACACCACGCCACUUCAUGCCAACAUCUAUGUACAGGGUCCUGUUGCCCGACAAAAUGCUCUACCCGCAGCAUACGGCACAUGUCUAUGGUGCUCCGACCGUAAUCAGUGCGACGGGCGGCCCCAACUCGUCAGGCCUAUACGGAGUUACGGACAACUGCCCGGACUUGAUAGAGUACGAGUACAAUGCGUUAUCUCUGCCCAAGGACUACACCUUGGCAUAUAAAUUUAAAUCAGGACCGCCGGGACCGAGUCUCCUACUCUACACCCCUUGGCCUUUCUACAAUUUGGCCAAGAUGAUACGGAGUAGUCCGAUAAUCAAGAAUUUUGGCUGUAUCUUCCAUGGCCCAUGUUCUCCCAAGUCCUUUGACUUGGGAUGGCUGUUGCAAUACGAAACAGCCUCAGACUCUCGAUCCGCACAAGCCCUGCGAGAAAAGUAG